AUGAUGGAGGUUAACGGAGACAAGCACGAAAAACACCUUGUGAAGCUCAAAUGUUCGGUUCAAAACUACGAUUGGGGUCGAAUUGGCUACGAUUCGAGGGUUGUCAGGCCGUUUGAAAGGAACUGUGGGGGUCAAAUUAAAGAAAACAAGCAUUACGUUGAGUUUUGGAUUGGUAUCUAUCUUCGUUCCUUCAACAGAUUGGGAAGGGGAAACGAAUGGAAGCAUGAAUCGAAGGCUCCGGCAGUGAAGUUAUCAAAUCGCAAGGAGGGGUGGGGAGAUCGAUCUCCGGCGACCCUCUGA
Lactuca virosa is the source of this 300-nucleotide messenger RNA. The record is from the annotation of a GenBank genome assembly. Lineage: Eukaryota; Viridiplantae; Streptophyta; Magnoliopsida; Asterales; Asteraceae.